AUGCUAGAAACGCGCAGCCUUCAGUAUAAACAAAAUAUAAAGUGGCUAAGUGGUCAUACAAAGGUCCUAAUAGGUUUACGAAGUCGAUUUGCAGAUGUUUUUAGAAAAACUUUUAUUGAAGAUAUAAAUGAAGACAACGAAGAAAACUGUUUUAAAUUUGUCGCAGAUAAGAUGAAUCGAAUGUCAUUAUUUGCCGAACAAAAUGCAUUAAUUCGACCAAGUCAAGUUAAAUCCAAAUAUGAUGACCUUCUUGAACAAGUACAAGCAUUAAUUGAGGGAAAAGAGGACCGGAUUUCCGAAGAUGCCAGCGAAUAUUUUGAGAAUGUAAAGCCAUUUCUGAAAGAUGAUGAGUUAUGGAAGGAUGACAGAAGGAAUAAAAAUAAAGGAGAUUUACAAAGCGUUGGUGACGACGUUAUCGAAGAGUGCGAAGUGACCGCCGUUAAAUCAAUUUCUAAAAGCCGUUCAACAAGUUCUUCCAAAAGAAAGAUAACCGAUGACGAUCAAGUAAAUCAAAGACCCCGAUUAUUAACUAAUGACAAGUGA
Messenger RNA from Funneliformis geosporum, 543 nucleotides. The record is from the annotation of a GenBank genome assembly. NCBI's taxonomy places the organism in Eukaryota, Fungi, Glomeromycota, Glomeromycetes, Glomerales, Glomeraceae.